Musa acuminata AAA Group (dessert banana) is the source of this 2303-nucleotide messenger RNA. RefSeq names its product ubiquitin C-terminal hydrolase 22-like. Gene Ontology annotation, biological process: protein deubiquitination. The record is from RefSeq and is a predicted model, not a curated record. NCBI's taxonomy places the organism in Eukaryota, Viridiplantae, Streptophyta, Magnoliopsida, Zingiberales, Musaceae. The transcript is spliced from 4 exons. Gene Ontology annotation, molecular function: cysteine-type deubiquitinase activity; zinc ion binding. The coding region runs from base 196 to 2013 and encodes 605 amino acids.
AGCUUUAAAACAGAGACUCUGCUCCUCCUCGGUCGACGAACCAGCCCUGUCGCCGAUCCCCAGUCCGAGUCGACUCACCUGUCCUUUUCUUCACUCGCUCUGUGAGUUCGGGCUCCGAGUCGGGACCCAUCUGGUCCGAUCGAUGAGGCUUAUAUCCCGCUGCUCCAUCCGAUCCAACGCUCAGAUCCGCUUCCAAUGUCCUCCAAUUCCGCCGCCGACGGCACCCGUCCUCUCCGCCUCCCGCCGCCCUGCUCCCACCUCGCCGCCUACCGCUCAUGCGGCGGCGCCGCCGGGGGUGGUGGCCUCCGCUCCCUCCACCGCUGCCUCCGCCGCCGCCCGCCCCUUGGACGCCCGGAGGUCCACCGCGAGCCCGGGGAGGUCCCCCGCUGCGCCUCCUGCCGCCGCGGGGGCCCCCGGCUCUACGCCUGCCUCGCCUGCGCUGCCGUUUCCUGCCUUCACCACGCCCCGGACCACGCCUCCGCCCCCGGUCACGAGAUCGCCGUCGACGUCGAUCGAGCCGAGCUCUUCUGCGCGGCGUGUCUUGAUCAGGUGUACGACCACGAUUUCGACGCCGCCGUCGUGAUCGCGCUCACCAUGCCCGCCGCUUCCCGCCCUCCGCCGCCGCAGCCAGGGAGCCGGGCGAAGCGGCCCCGGAGGGUGGAGUACCGGCCGUGGGCGCCGGAUGCGCCCGAGCGGGCCGUGAUCGGGCGGAGAUCAAGCUCGUUGAUCGUCCGCGAGGGCAAUGCCUCCUCUUCAUCUACCAUCACCACUGCGAAUUCGACGGCGGCCGCCGCCGCCGCCACCUCCUGCGCCACGUCUUCCGCUCCGUUGCCAUGGGGUUUGAGGGGUUUGAACAACCUCGGCAACACCUGCUUCAUGAACUCUGUUCUCCAGGCCCUGCUCCACACGCCGUUGCUAAGGAACUAUUUCUUGAGCGACCGACACAACCGCAUGGUUUGCCAACAGAAGAGCAGAAAGAAGGCUUACAGCAAAGAGAGAAGCAAUGCCCGAGACGCGACGGUGGGAUUGCAAUUUUGUCUGGCCUGUGAUUUAGACGCGAUGUACUCGGCUGUCUUCUCUGGCGAUCGGAAGCCUUACAGCCCUGCCAAAUUCCUUUACAGUUGGUGGCGAUAUGCAUCAAACCUUGCAAAUUACCAACAACACGAUGCACAUGAAUUUUUUAUUUGCAUGCUUGAUGGAAUCCAUGAAAAAGAGCAGGAUCCAGGCAAACGUCCCAGUCAUGUAAGCAGUGGAGAAUGUUGCAUUGCUCAUAGGGUGUUUUCUGGUACCUUGAGAUCCGAUGUCACUUGCACCAUGUGUGGGUUCACAUCUACAACAUAUGACCCUUGUGUGGACAUCUCCUUGGACUUGGAUUCUAAGCAGGAUCCUACGAAGGUGACAGGCUCAAAGCUUCACAUGAAUGGUGGCGAAGCCAAUUCGAUGUUUGCAAGCCAAACAUGUGGAACUUCUACCCUUAUGGAGUGUCUGGAACGAUUCACCAGGCCUGAAAAAUUGGGCGCUGAUCAGAAGCUCUUCUGCCAACAUUGUCAAGUUAGGCAGGAAUCCCUCAAACAGAUGUCUAUAAGAAAGAUCCCACUGGUAACUUGCUUUCACAUCAAGCGGUUUGAGCAUUCAUCAAUGAGAAAAAUGUCACGGAAGGUUGAUCAAUAUCUGCACUUUCCAUUUUCCCUGGACUUGGCCCCAUACCUCUCAUCCUCCAUCCUCAGGGCUAGAUACGGCAAUCGGGUGUUUGCUUCAAGUGGUGAUGAUUCAGACACUUCAAUUGAGUCGAUAUCAAACUUGGAAUUAUUUGCAGUGGUUACACAUAGUGGUAAAUUAGAUGCUGGCCAUUAUCUAACAUAUUUACGACUCAAUAGUCAGUGGUACAGAUGCGAUGAUGCAUGGAUCACUUGUGUCAGCGAAAGGGUGGUGAGAGCUUCACAGGCAUAUAUGCUGUUCUAUGUACAGAAAAUUCUUUACUACAAAGCAAGCGAGAACGUGGUCGUCUCUUGAAUUGUUCAUCUGACCUUGUCAAUAACAAGGUCCGGUCCCGGUAACAGAAAGUUGAAGAUCCAAACAGUGGAGUGCUGAUUUACCAUGAACUCUUGCUCCAAAGAGUUUUAGAGGCAACCUUCAUACAUGUUGAACAAAUUGGUUCAUCUGACAUAUUUUUUGACCCAAUGAGUUGUCAAUUUUUGGUACAACUUAACAGUCCAAUAGCUGUGUAAUUUGUUCAGAAGCCUGUAAACUCACUUUUAAUAUUAAAGCAAACCUUUUUGAGGCUGUCCUCUCAGCAACUAGAA